This is a messenger RNA of Ziziphus jujuba (common jujube), 609 nucleotides long. RefSeq lists its product as uncharacterized. The record is from RefSeq and is a predicted model, not a curated record. The transcript is spliced from 2 exons. Bases 1 to 609 code for a protein of 202 amino acids. Lineage: Eukaryota; Viridiplantae; Streptophyta; Magnoliopsida; Rosales; Rhamnaceae.
AUGAAGGUAGGGGAAUCUGUGAAUGAGUACUUUGCUCGAACCUUUACUAUAGCCAACAAGAUAAGAGUUCAUGGUGAGAAGAUGGAGGAUAUUGUAAUCAUUGAAAAGAUUCUCAGAUCUAUGACUUAUAAAUUUGACUAUGUUGUGUGCUCUAUUGAGGAGUCUAAUGAUCUAGACACCCUAUCAAUUGAUAUGCUACAAAGCAGUCUUUUGGUGCAUGAACAAUGCAUGACUGGCCAUCUUGAGGAUGAACAAGCAUUGAAGGAGACAGAGACAAAGGCACACUAUGCAGAAGCUAGCGGAGAAAUGUUGUUAAUGGCAUAUGUGGAUGUCAAGGAAGCUAGUAAAGAAGAGUUAUGGUUUCUUGACGUAGGUUGCAGCAACCAUAUGUAUGGUAAGAAGGAGUUUUUCUCUAGAUUUGAUGAGAGUUUCAGCAUUUCUGUAAAGUUGGGAGACAAUUCAAGCAUGGCUGUGAUAGGAAAAGGAAAUAUACAAAUGAUUGUAAAUGGAAUUGUGCAAGUCAUCACUAACAUAUUUUAUGUUCCUGGAUUGAAGAAUAAUUUGCUAAGUGUGGGGCAGUUACAAGAGAAGGGGUUUGCAAAAAUGUAA